Ciona intestinalis (vase tunicate) is the source of this 2812-nucleotide messenger RNA. Lineage: Eukaryota; Metazoa; Chordata; Ascidiacea; Phlebobranchia; Cionidae. The record is from RefSeq and is a predicted model, not a curated record.
ACAACAUAAGUUGCAAAAUUGUGUGUCCUUCAAAGGUCGUUAGGUUAUAUAGUUUGCACACUUUGUCUGACCGUGUUAUCAGUUUUCUUUUUACCACAUCCGUUAGGUAGGAAAAUUUAUUUCGUGUUUUCUGUUCCGUUUAUUUUGGGUCAUCUUUGUCAGUGAACAAAAUGGCAUCAAUUACGAGAUUGAUAUCGCUCCCAAGGGCAACAUGCUCGCGUUCUUUUCAUACGUCCAUGUUGGUACGUGCUCAUCCAUCUGUUGCUAUGAGCCGCCUGGAACCAGACAAAACAAUUAAUUACAACAAAAUAGAAGAAAACAUUGGUGUAGUGAAGAAUCGAUUAAAGCGACCAUUGACGCUCAGUGAGAAAAUUUUAUAUGGACAUCUUGAUAAUCCACUUGAACAGGAUAUUGUGCGUGGAGAAUCUUAUUUACGAUUGAGACCCGAUCGCGUUGCCAUGCAAGAUGCUACCGCACAAAUGGCAAUGCUGCAAUUUAUCAGCAGUGGACUACCAAAGGUUGCUGUUCCAUCCACCAUACAUUGUGAUCAUCUCAUCCAAGCUCAAAUUGGUGGUGAUAAAGAUUUAGCGAGAGCAAAAGACAUCAACGCAGAGGUUUAUGACUUCCUGCAAACUGCUGGUGCAAAGUAUGGUGUGGGAUUCUGGAAGCCUGGAUCUGGUAUUAUUCAUCAGAUCAUCCUUGAGAACUAUGCCUUCCCUGGUGUCCUGUUAAUUGGCACAGACAGCCACACACCAAAUGGAGGAGGUUUGGGUGGUUUGUGCAUCGGUGUUGGUGGUGCAGAUGCUGUGGAUGUGAUGGCAGAUAUUCCAUGGGAACUUAAAUGUCCGCAAGUCAUUGGUGUUGAAUUGACUGGUAAACUGUCAGGCUGGGCUUCUCCUAAAGAUGUAAUUCUGAAAGUAGCAGACAUCCUCACUGUGAAGGGAGGCACUGGUGCCAUUGUUGAAUACCAUGGUCCAGGUGUGGAUUCCAUCAGUUGUACUGGUAUGGGAACCAUCUGUAACAUGGGUGCGGAGAUUGGUGCCACAACAUCGGUCUUCCCAUAUAAUAAAAGGAUGAAGGAUUAUCUUAUUGCAACAAACAGACAAGAUGUUGCGGAUGCUGCAACCUCUAUGCAAGAGCAUCUCGUUCCUGAUGAAGGAGCUCAUUAUGAUCGUCUCAUCAAGAUCAACCUGGAUGAGUUAAAACCUGCAUUGAAUGGACCAUUCACACCUGAUCUCUACAACCCAUGUACCGACAUGCGUGCUAAUGCUCAGAAAAAUGGAUGGCCACUUGAAGUGAAGGUUGGUUUGAUCGGCAGCUGCACCAACAGUAGUUAUGAAGACAUGGGACGAUCCGCUAACAUCUGCAAGCAAGCUAGGGAUAAGGGAAUUACAGCAAAAUCAGCAUUCACCAUCACUCCAGGAUCUGAACAAGUUCGAGCAACCAUAGAAAGAGAUGGAUAUGCGCAAGUGUUCCGUGAUGUUGGGGGUGUUGUGCUCGCCAACGCAUGUGGGCCAUGCAUCGGACAAUGGGAUCGUAAAGACGUAGCAAUGGGAGAGAAAAACACAAUUGUAACUUCCUAUAAUCGUAACUUCACUGGACGGAAUGAUGCCAACCCAGCCACCCAUGCAUUCGUUACAUCACCAGAAGUUGUCACUGCAAUGGUGUUUGCUGGUGAUCUUGGUUUCAACCCAGAGGUUGACACUUUAACAGCGGCUGAUGGAUCUCAGUUUAAAUUUGAAGCACCAACUGGUGAUGAAUUACCAGCCAAGGGAUUUGAUCCUGGUGAGGAUACAUACCAACACCCUCCAUCCAACAGUGAUGCAGUGUCUGUAAGUGUGGAUCCAUCAUCAAACAGGUUACAACUCCUUGAACCCUUUGAUAAUUGGAAUGGGAAAGAUCUUGAAGACAUGGCCGUGCUUAUCAAGGUUAAAGGCAAAUGCACAACCGACCACAUAAGUAUGGCUGGCCCAUGGUUGAAGUACAGAGGACACUUGGAUAAUAUUUCCAACAAUAUGUUGAUUGGUGCUAUCAAUAUUGAAAAUGAAAAAGCAAAUACAAUAAAGAAUUCUUUAACUGGUGAAUAUGGUGGUGUGCCAGAUGUUGCAAGGCAUUACAAGGCGAACAAGUUGAACUGGGUAGUUGUUGGUGAUGAGAAUUAUGGUGAGGGAAGCAGUCGGGAACAUGCUGCACUUGAACCAAGGCAUCUGGGUGGGAGGGCCAUUAUUGUAAAGAGCUUUGCUAGGAUUCAUGAAACCAACUUGAAAAAGCAAGGUCUUCUCCCUCUGACCUUCAGCAACCCAAGUGAUUACGACAAGAUUCAACCAGAUGAUAAAAUAUCCAUUGUUGGCUUAAAUAGCUUCACUCCAGGAAAGCCACUUGAAUGUGUAUUAAAACAUUCUAAUGGAUCAUCAGAGAGCAUCCUGCUCAACCACACAUUUAACCAACCACAGAUCGAGUGGUUCCAAGCUGGUAGCGCCCUCAACCGCAUGAAGAUGAUGCAAAAAUCCUAAGCUAUUGUUAACCUCAAAGUUCAUGUUAUUUAAUUAUUUAUUGUAAAAAAAUUAAAUGGAUUCGCUUUUUUUCGAAGUUCAAUUAAACAAAGUUCCUGCUGUAUUAUAAUUGCUCAACAAAAAAUCUUGCUUCUAGUUCUGUUGUGGAAGUCCUAUUAUCCACAUUGUAGAUAUCUUCAUGUACUGUGAUUGGCAACCACUGCUGUUGGAAAGUGCAUCAGAUUCUAAGCGCUGUUUUAUGUAUUGGUGGUGUUAUUUUGUCUUGAGAGUUCAAAUUAUAAAAGUUCCACAUUUGAAAA